UAUGAAUUCGAAUCACAUUAGAUUGAAAGCUAAAUCAGAGGAGGGGAAAUAAUCUCAGAGAUUAUAAUAACUAAAAUCAGCAUUUUUGAUUGGGAAUGAUGAAAAAGUUUUAACUCCAAGAUUGACAGCUAAAUCCUGGAUUAUAAUUGAUUCAAAUAAUGGUGAUGUGUUUUAUUCCUUUAAUGAGAAUUAAAGAAGGGAGAUUGCUUCAAUUACAAAAAUAAUGACAUUCUAUGUAGUUUAAAAUAUGUGCAAAACAAUGAAUGUUUAAACUAAUAAUACAUAUGCUGAAGUUAGUUUAUAAGCAAGUUAAGUAGGUGGUACAACAGCUGAUUUGCUUAAAGGAGAUGUAUUGUCUAUUGAGGAUUUAUUUUAUGGAUUAAUGUUACCAUCAGGUAACGAUGCAGCUAUGGCAUUUGCUGAAAAUUUUGGAAUUUAUGCUAUGUAUUAAGAUAAAAUUAAAGGAAAGAAUCCAAUAAAUUACUUUGUGUAGGAAAUGAAUAAUAAAGCAAAAGACUUAAAGAUGACUUAAACUACAUAUGCAAAUCCACAUGGGUUAAAUAAUAAAAAUAAUCUAUCCUCAGCCUAUGAUGUAGCAAAAUUAUGUAAUUAGUUAUUAAAAGAUGAAUUCUUUAAAAAGGUUGUAAAUACAAAAAUCCAUUUCUGUACUAUUUAAGAUGAAGAAGGUAUGAUAGUUAAUAAAUAUUAUAAAGGAUUUACAAGAGAUGCAAUGUGGGAAAAUACAAAUAAAUUACUCUAUUAAGGUUUUCGAGGGAUAAAGACAGGUAAUACAUCAGUAGCUGGUCCUUGUUUGGCAAGUUAUUACCAAACAAAUAAUAGAUCAUUCACAAUAGUAAUAUUGGGAUGUCGUAAUUAGGAAGAUCGAUGGUCAGAAACAAUGUAAUUGUUGUAAUGGUGUUUAUCUUAAAUUCAAUGA
Molecule: messenger RNA, 937 nt
Organism: Paramecium sonneborni
Lineage: Eukaryota; Ciliophora; Oligohymenophorea; Peniculida; Parameciidae
Source: the annotation of a GenBank genome assembly